This is a messenger RNA of Arachis duranensis, 1389 nucleotides long. RefSeq lists its product as uncharacterized. Lineage: Eukaryota; Viridiplantae; Streptophyta; Magnoliopsida; Fabales; Fabaceae. Bases 1 to 1389 code for a protein of 462 amino acids. The record is from RefSeq and is a predicted model, not a curated record. The transcript has 4 exons.
AUGGAUGUUAGAGUUCUUUUGAAAGUGUAUUAUUUUGGUCAGCUUUUGUUGCAGACGUUGGAAGGAGUAAAAUUUGUUUGUGAAGAUCCGUUAGAUGUUGUUAGUCCCUUCACAAUUUCAUUUGAAGAGUUUAAAGGUGUGAUUUGUGAGAAGAUAGAUUCUGGGAUGUCAAGAAAAAUAUCAUGUAUUUUGUACAGAUAUCCCGUACUAGUAUUUGGUGAAUUUGUUCAAUUUCAGACCAAAUAUAUAACGGGCGAACCGAGCAUGCAAAAAAUGUUUUCAAUGUAUAUUGAAAGUCGUGCUCAAAUCGCAUUCAUCGAGUUGUAUAUUGAAUUCGAACAAUCUGAGGCAGAUCGAAAUAUUUUACAGGAAGACUACAAUAGUGACAGUAAGGAAGAGUUCGAAAGCAAUUACGAAGUUGUUGGUCCAGACGGAGAUGAAGAUCAAGGUGACGGCACUGUGGCUCCGAAUGUGACAGAUGUGGCAAAUGCACUCGCAAACGAAGUGCUAUUUGAGGAGUCAUCUUUCAUGAGAGUUUUGGAUUUGGAAGCCAUGCAUGCUCCGGAGUUUUCAGACUAUAUGAAUACAGAUGGUGAAUUCGCUAUGAAGAUGGAAUUCAAUUCUAGGGAAGUUGUUAUUAAGGCGAUGAAAGAUUAUACCCUUCGAAGAAGUGUAGACUACCGUGUGUAUGAGUCAGAGCAUUUGACAUUUUAUGCAAAGUGUACACAGUACGGGUCAGGGUGUGAUUGGCUUAUCAAAGUUAGCAUGAUCAGCAGAAAGUACUGUUGGGUUAUUAGGAGGUACAACGGCAGUCACACUUGUACCAGAGUAACCAUUUCUCAGGAUCAUUCGAAGCUGGAUUCAAAUAUAAUUGCAGAAACCAUAAAGUCGUUGGUUGAGGCUGACCCCUUGUUAAAGGUAAAAUCAGUUAUUUCUGAAGUGCAGUCGAAGUUCAACUACACCGUCAGUUAUCGGAAAGCUUGGUUGGCUAAGCAAAAGUCAGUUAAAAAAAUAUUUGGAGCUUGGGAAGCAUCCUACAAAGCGUUGCCCAUAUGGUUUGAGGCCAUGUGUCAUAAGGAGCCAUCAGCUGUUGUACAUUUUGAGACUAUGCCUGCAUACCAAGGGGAUGACUUGGUGUACGGGACUUACUUGUACGAAAAGUAUAAGGGUUGCUUGUUAGUGGCCGUUUCGCAAGAUGGAAAACCGAUCGUCAAGGGUGCACGCAAUCUUUCUAUCACUGCACUUGUGAAAGCAACAUUCUACAUACUUAAUGAGUUGUUCACAAGGAAAAGAGCCGAGGCGGAGGCUCGGAUUAAUGCUGGCCAUGUCUUUUCUGAGCAUUUGACCUCCAAAAUUCAUGCAAAUCAACUUUCAUCAGGAAAUAUUUAG